Molecule: messenger RNA, 1401 nt
Organism: Enterobius vermicularis (human pinworm)
Lineage: Eukaryota; Metazoa; Nematoda; Chromadorea; Rhabditida; Oxyuridae
Source: the annotation of a GenBank genome assembly
AUGCUAGGGAUUCCACUGAUAAACGACUAUAUUCGUAAGGUUGUCAAGCCGCAGGUAGUUGCAGAUUCAGUAGACUAUUUAAAUUACUACUCCACUUCAUUAUUGUUGGCAUUUUUUGCAUUAGCAAUUUCUGCAAAACAGUACUUUGGAUCUCCGAUACAAUGCUUUCUGCCAAACGAAUUCAAAGGUAGUUGGGAGAGGUACGCUGAAGAUUAUUGCUUUAUUCAAAAUUCGUACUAUAUUCCUUUGGAAGAAGAUAUUCCUAAUGACCUAUCUUACCGACAAGACCAUAUUAGCUAUUAUCGGUGGGUGCCUAUUGUGCUAGCGCUACAAGCUUUAAUGUUUUUUUUCCCCAAUUAUAUUUGGAAUAUGCUCUACAAACAGACAGCUGUACAGCCAAGAGCACUAAUAAAGGAUGCUCUGAAAUGUUCUCAUCUGAACGCUGCAAGAAGAGAAACGGAAAUUCGUAACUUGGCUGAAUACAUAGCUGAUACUGUCGCAGUUUUUGUUCCUAAAACACGGUUUCGGAAGGAAGUCGCUCGUUCUGGCAGAAACGCUGCUUUUCUGUAUUUAAUGACAAAAUUCUUUUAUGUCGUUAACAUAAUUGGUCAACUAUAUUUGAUGAAUCAUUUCCUUGGUGGCGGAUAUCUGCACUGGGGAUAUGAGAUUCGAAGUUUGGCUAAUCAGCGAAAUUAUACUGUGCAAUGUGUUAUUAUGAUGAAUAUGAUCAAUGAGAAGUUAUACUUGUUCCUUUGGUUCUGGUUUAUUUUCGUUGGAUUUUGCACCCUGAUUAAUUUUUUAUAUUACUUGACUGUUAUGUGCAUUCCUUGUGGUCGUGCGCGCAUGGUGCUGUGGAAUGUCAGCAGAGAUGAGCUGAAGUCAAAUGGUUUGUCCGAAAGCGCGGCCCGGUCUUUUGUGCAAGAAUUUUUGCGCCCUGAUGGCGUGUUGGUUCUGAAAUUUAUCCAAGAACAUGUGAGUGGAAGAAUCUCCAGAGAGCUUGUGAUGGAGCUCAUUAAAAUUUAUGUUAGGCAGCUCUCUGUCGACCUUUCUUUUCAGAAUUCCACUGGUGACAAUGACAGUGACACUAAGCAUACACCAAGUUUAUGUUCCAACGAGAAGGUCCCACUCUCCGAUGAAAAGCCAUAUUUUGGGACCUACGGAAAGAACGGAGAAAGAGGCUUAUUUCACCCGCAUGGCGGGCGUAUGUACCCAGUGCCAAUGCAGCUUCGAUCACCAGCCGCACCUUACGAAUCUGCGCCAGUGCUUGAGGAUUACAUCGAUGAUGCUGGUACGCUUCCUAUCAGUGAAAUAGCCCGAGCUCGAGCAAACCGCAACAGUCCGCCUAAAGAAAAUGAGUACGGCGGUCCUGUGCAACGUCAGAUCACCCCCACGCAAGUGUGA